UGCUGGAGCGUCUGUCCUCCCUGAGAAUGGGGCACCGUUUUAUCAUCCCAACUGGUGGGACUGGACUGCCUCAGGAAAGGGUACCAGCUCCAGUGCAUUUUCCUAGUUUUCAUUUUAUCUUCGUAAAGCACAGAAGUACCUCCGGGAAUCUAUCCGGUCUGAUUCACCCCCUCUGACUAGCAAGAGGGAGAAGUUUCCCCUGGAAAGAGCCCCCCCGGAGGUGAAGCGGGAAGGAGAAAAACGAACCAAGAGCAAGGCUCGCAGCAAGGGUGUUCCUCCUGGUGGAUGUAGCUUGCUGAAAUCCUGCAGUCCCAGCCUUCAGAACAGAGCCCCAGCCUGGGAGAUUCACCCACUCAGCAUAUAUACACUUCCUUCCCAUAAGAAUGAGAAAGAAGAGAAAAAAAAAAAAACAAAAAAAAACAACAAGCAAAAAACGGCCGGGGUUAAAAGUGCAGAAUCGUUUCUGGGGACACACAGUGUUUGUUUGGAAAGAGCUUUGGCUUCUGUGUUUUUCACUAUCAUUUUCUGAGCCGCAAACCCCGUGUCAAAUGGGCUCCCGGGACAACUGAGGCUGAAAUGUGACCCAGAGCUCCUGUGGGGCCUCUUGACCCCGGGAGGGAAUGGCAGGCUUGUCUUGUAACAGCUCGCUGGCAGGCAGAGAAGCAGGGACUUCUGGGUGCAUCUGUCCUUACCUGGCUCGAGCGGGGCCAGGAGUCAGGAGAGUACACGGUCAUUAAUGAGGCCUGCCCGGGAGCCGAGUGGAAUAUCAUGUGUCGGGAGUGCUGUGAAUACGAUCAGAUCGAAUGCGUCUGCCCUGGAAAGAAGGAGGUAGUGGGUUACACCAUCCCUUGCUGCAGGAACGAGGAGAAUGAGUGCGACUCCUGCCUCAUUCACCCAGGCUGUACCAUCUUUGAAAACUGCAAGGCCUGCCGGAACGGCUCGUGGGGGGGCACGCUGGACGACUUCUACGUGAAGGGCAUCUACUGCGCAGAGUGCCGGGCGGGCUGGUACGGAGGAGACUGCAUGCGAUGUGGCCAGGUUCUGCGAGCCUCAAAGGGUCAGAUUUUGUUGGAGAGCUACCCUCUAAAUGCUCACUGUGAAUGGACCAUUCAUGCCAAACCUGGGUUCAUCAUCCAGCUAAGGUUCAUCAUGUUGAGUCUGGAGUUCGACUACAUGUGCCAGUAUGACUAUGUUGAGGUCCGUGACGGGGACAGCAGCAAUGGCCGGAUCAUCAAACGCUUCUGUGGCAAUGAGCGGCCAGCUCCUAUCCGGAGCACAGACUCUUCACUCCACAUCCUCUUCCAUUCAGAUGGCUCCAAGAAUUUUGAUGGCUUCCAUGCUGUAUUUGAGGAGAUCACAGCAUGUUCCUCUUCUCCCUGUUUCCAUGAUGGCACUUGCCUCCUUGACAAAACCGGAUCUUACAAAUGUGCCUGCCUGGCAGGCUACACCGGGCAGCACUGUGAAAAUCUCCUGGAAGAAAGAAACUGCUCGGACCCUGGGGGCCCAGUCAAUGGGUACAAGAAGAUAGCAGGUGGCCCUGGGCUUAUCAACGGGCACUAUGCGAAAAUCGGCACUGUCGUGUCCUUCUUUUGUAAUAACUCCUACGUUCUUAGUGGCAACGAGAAGAGAACUUGCCAGCAGAAUGGAGAGUGGUCGGGGAAACAGCCAAUCUGCAUAAAAGCCUGCCGAGAACCAAAGAUCUCAGACCUGGUGAGACGCAAAGUUCUUCCAAUGCAGGUUCAGUCAAGGGAGACGCCGUUACACCAGCUCUACUCAGCAUCCUUCAGCAAGCAGAAACUGCAGGGCGCCCCCACCAAGAAGCCAGCCCUUCCCUUUGGAGAUCUGCCCCCUGGGUUCCAACACCUGCACACCCAGCUCCAGUACGAGUGUGUCUCACCCUUCUACCGUCGCCUGGGCAGCAGCCGCCGGACAUGCCUCAGGACCGGGAAGUGGAGUGGACGUGCCCCGUCCUGCAUCCCUAUCUGUGGGAAAACUGAGAACAUCGCCGCUCCAAAGACCCAGGGGAUGCGCUGGCCGUGGCAGGCGGCCAUCUACAGGAGGGCCAGCGGGGUGCAUGGUGGCAGCCUGCACAAGGACGCGUGGUUCCUGGUCUGCAGCGGCGCCCUGGUGAAUGAGCGCACCGUGGUGGUGGCUGCCCACUGCGUAACUGACCUGGGGAGGGUCACCAUGAUCAAGACAGCAGACCUCAGAGUCGUCCUGGGGAAGUUCUACCGGGAUGAUGACCGAGAGGAGAAGACCAUCCAGAGCUUGCGGAUUUCUGCAGUCAUCCUGCAUCCCAACUACGACCCCAUCCUGCUGGACACGGACAUCGCCAUCCUGAAGCUCCUGGACAAGGCUCGUGUCAGCACCCGCGUCCAGCCCAUCUGCCUCGCCGCCCCGCGGGACCUCAGCACCUCCUUCCAGGAGUCCCGCAUCACCGUGGCCGGCUGGAAUGUCCUGUCCGAUGCCAGAAGCCCGGGCUUCAAGAACGACACGCUGCGCUCAGGGGUGGUCAGGGUGGUGGACUCGCUGCUGUGUGAGGAGCAGCACGAGGACCACGGCAUCCCCGUGAGCAUCACGGACAACAUGUUCUGUGCCAGCCGGGACCCCGCUGCCCCUUCUGAUAUCUGCACGGCGGAGACGGGAGGCAUCGCGGCUGUGUCCUUUCCGGGACGGGCGUCCCCCGAGCCACGCUGGCAUCUGGUGGGGCUGGUCAGCUGGAGCUAUGACAAAACAUGCAGCCACGGCCUCUACACGGCCUUCAGCAAGGUACUGCCUUUUAAAGACUGGAUCGAGAGAAACAUGAAAUGAGCCUCGGCGCCACUGAGGUGCUUUUCGUGGGUCCAUCUCUACGUGGGUUGCCUGAGGCAGUGUGGACCUGAAGUUUGAUUCUGCCUGUGAAUUCGGCUGGGCCAGGGCUUCUGACUUCAAGAUCGAAACUCAGCGGAGAGUGAGUAGAGCUCACUUUUUGGUAGACCGCUGCCUUCCUGGCUGCUGACACCAUUUGGAAGACACCAACCACGGCUGCUUUGCAAGGACGGAGUCUCCUCCAAAAAGACUAUGGGGAUAGCAGAGAAGUGGUCCCCGUUCCACCAGCCCAGUGGCUUUGCCCACCUGCCCUAUGGUGGUGUGAAUGUCAUGGCCAGCUCUGGCGGAGACAGCAUUGGCCAAGAAGUCUGGGUUUCAUGAGGUCUCUUCCAAGACUCUAGCCAGACCACGUUCCAAAGAGCCACCCGUGGGACAGCCCGGGACAGCGGAGCUUGGAUGUGGCUCUGGCUUUUGUGUACAUUGCCACCGUAAAGCGUGGUCCUUCUCUUUCUCAAUCCCCUGUCCAUAUUUUAAUAAAACGAGGGUUGGCUUCUGACCUACAGAACCGCUGUGCUAUGGCUCUCAUUGCUGCGUGCUGCUUCUGAUGGCUUGAAGCCCCUUAAAAUAGAUCCUCAAGUCAUAAUUUCAAAACAAUGCGUGUGGCAAAGCCGAAGCCAUCUUUUCAAUACCAGCCCCUGAAAUUGCUGGGUGAUGGGCUGGAGGAGGAACAACAUGGGGGCCGUCAGAAAAGGCACAAACAGAGGAAAAUACCAGGGAUUAGAUGAUUUCUAGUGUCCCCUCUGGUUCUCAUGCUCCAGAUCUAACCCAAAACUCUGCUUUGAACUUCUGUCCAUCUUGAUGACGUAUUCUCAUAGCAUCUGAACUGGAAUCACCUAUUUACUCACACUAGAUUGAGAUGUGCCAAGACAGUGAAGCUCCACUGUUUUCCAGAAGUGAUGUGACUUUCUUUUCAAACGCUACCUGGCUCUCACCGGAUAGCGGCGGGAAAAAAAUAUGAAUUCAGUCCCUGAAGUGAUCUUUUCAGUAACUUUCACUUUUGUGUGUGUGGGGGGGGGGGGCUCACUCUUUUAUCCUUUCUUCCCUGCUCUCCUGGCCAGUCUCGUCUCCUCCAAGAGGGUGCCGUGGAGGCUACCCUUCAAGUACUGGGCCACAAUGAGACUCCGGAGUCCCUGCUGGCUCUUGGGUGUGUGUGGUGGGUCCUUCCCAUCCCUGGCCGUCCUGCCGACAUUGACCUCGAGUGCCACAGCGGUAACCACUGAAACUUGUGCCGUGUUCUCUCUGCUACCGUGGGGCCCAGCAGCCCUCCCUCCUGACAUGGUACUCCUGAGUCGUGGGGGUGACUCCCUUUUGACCCUGGUUUGGAUCACUCGGCCUCAUUGCCACAGCGACAACCUUCUCUGGUAGCCAUCCUGCCAGACUCUCAGUGACCUCCCCUUCUACCCUUGGGGCCUUUGCGAGAAUAUCUCGGUCUUUUCUACACUUCAUGAGGGCUGAGAGCCCAGGGUUGGUACAGGGACCUCCAGAAGAUACUCAUCUCCUAUAGACCCAAAUAGGAACAUUACUCUUUCUCAACCUACUGGAGAGAACUUCGACCUUCAGCUCUUGGGCCGCAACACAGGAGAUUAGGAUACACUUGUCUCCCAACCUGCCUACUAUCUCUGUGUCUUUACAUAAUUCCCUGAGCCAGGAGACAGUUUCUGGUACUUUAUCGUCUUGUCGGACUUUCCUGGGGCUUUCCAGAAUCCACACCCACCUCCUUUCUCUCAUGGCUUAGUCGAAGAGCAAUGUAUUAGUUAUCAACUUCUGAGUAACAAGCAUCUAAUAUUUAGUGGUUAAAACAAGCAAUAGUUAUUCUCUCCUAGCCUCAGUGGGUCAGGAACUGGGGAGCUGAGCCUGGCAUGAUGCCGUAAUGAUCUGAGACCUUAACUAGGGCUGCGGCAUCGGGUUUGACAGAUAUUGUUACCAAAUUGCUGCAAGGUUUUUUCGUUUUCUUUUUUAUUUUUUUUUUCUAAGCCUAGAAAACUUGGAUUUUGAGAGGUAUAAUGGGAGUCUGAGCAAAGAAAUCUAGAUUCAACUUCCUGCCUCUCAACUUCUUUUCUAAGUGACCUGCGGCAAGUCACCUAACAUAGCUGCCUCAGUUUCCCAACUGUUAGGUUGACAUAAUAAAAUCCAUCUUUUGUGGGGACUGUGAUGAUUAAGUCAGAUACCAUGUAAAGUGCUGAGCAUAGUACAUGGCUUAUAGCUCGGUGCCUGUAAUAUGAGGCGGGGGCUAGGCUGUCCAGCUGGGCACAGCUCCAUAGAGCCUGCAUCUGUGCCUCUGUGGGCAUAUCCGACAUGGGUGCCCAUGUGCAUAACCUGUUCUCUCUGUCCUGACCCCCCCCCACCCCCCACCACUCCCCAGACCAUCAGUUCCCUACUUUCUUGACAUCCUUUCCGUCCUUGCCCCGUCAUUCAGACUUGGUUCACAUUUAUGUCAUCUCAGCUAUGACUUUGAUCCCCUCAGAAGUUGAAACGGGCCUGAAAUCCUGGCAGCCCUGCCUUGGCAUACUUGGUUAAUGGGUCCCAUGCCCAUUUCUCCACCACCCCCAAGAUCUUCCCGUCCCGGCAUUGCCCUCGUGGGCUGCAAGCACUCUGCCAUGCUGACCGAAAUCUCUAGGUCUGGACAAGAGAGUCAGACACCAGCCUGUCCCUUGGCCACAUCUGGCACCAUAGGAAUGCCAUCCAUAUCUUCAUAACAUGGCCUUCACAUCCUAGCAUGGGGCUGUGAGGAUGAGAGAUCUCUUUCUCAGCUGGGAAUCUGGAGUGGCCCAUCAGUCAGGGGUUUUGAUCAGAGAAUCAGAACUUCUAAGAGUCUUAUAGAAUAGGGAAUAGUAAUGAAAACAUACAGUUGUGGGCACUGGCAGGGAAGUCUGUGGGAGGCUCUUGCCUUGGCAUCUGGUGUUGAACCUGGAAUCAACAGGGCCAGCAGUCGGGAAGGAAAGCUGGCUGGGAAGUUGGCCAAGCAAGGACAAGCUGAGACCCCCAAGGAUGAAGGGAAGCCCAUGUUUUCCCUUGCCGUCCCCAGCCGUCCUGACACCCUUAGCAUGUAGCUGUACGCACACCUGAUCCAGGACACUCAGAGAAGCUUGAAGAGCAUUUCUAGCAGGUGGGCCUGGGUGCUGUCCCCCUCACCCCCCAGCAAGGUGAGCCGGUGGAUCAGUGACCUUGAGUGUGAAUGAUCACAGUGACUGGUGUGCUACCAGCUUUCAGAGCAGGGAGGUACUGCUCCACUCCCCUCUUCAGAUCCCAUGGAAGUUCCUCUUGUGCCCACCCGCAAUCAGAUAAGGAAGGGAAUUUUGCAUAGUUUCAGCUUCCCCUAGGUUGACCUGGAACAAAAGCCAUUGCAAAUUAUGGGAUAUGAAUGCUGGACAAAUGUUUGUCCAUUCAGGAUGCAUUCGGGGGGAGCCCGAGAAGACUCCUGCUUCACCCAAAACAGUUUGGUUCUGAUUCGUUUUGAAGUAGUUCUUUUUGUCUUUUAUGCACAGGCAGCCCCCACUGUGGAACGUUCUGUUGGCGAGGCCUUGAGGAGCUGGCCUGGCACUCGCAGCUAGGCUAUGGUGUUCUCUUGUUGAAGGUCAGUAAUUUCACAGGAUGCCAGUAGCAGUCAAGAUCAUUCUGUGACUGUGAUGGAGCAAAACACCAAGACCCCAUUAUCUUGUCAAUGAACAGACAAAAGCAGGGUCACCAUACAAACCACAAAAACACCAAUUACUCCCUCUUCAGCUCAUGUGUGUGACUGGCUGCUUCUACCAAUUACUGUUUUAGCUUUGGCCAGUUUUCCUUUCAGAUAAGAUUUAUUGAGAUCGCUAUUACAGAAUGACCUCCACUUACUGAUAGUACUUGAGCUAGAAUAAAGUCCCACUUCCUUGCAACCUCUCCCAGAUAACCUAAUAGAAGCCCAAAUCCAGUAAGUUCUUUCUAAUACUAUCUAGGUGAGAUACCCUACAGUUCCCCAGGAUAUACACUCUCUUUUAUAUCAAAGAGCAGUUAAAUCCAACUUGCUUAGCUAGUGGUGUAUUUCUGGUGGUCCUUGGCUGGAGGUCACUGAAAAAAAAAUGUAUAUGCCCACAUAUGCCUCCAUGUGUAUAGUAAGAGUUUUGCCUAAAUCAUAUAGAACUUACUUAGAUUUUGUAUAUCAUAUGAUAAAAUGUAUAUGAUAUAUAAAAUGUAAGUAAAGUCUAUAUGAUUUAGGCAAGCCUCUUGCCUUCCUUAAGAGUGGCCAGGCUUACACAUCAAGAGGACUUUUCAAGAGUAAUGGGGUAGUUGACUCACACUGUAUUCUCUCAUAUCCACUCCAACAGGAAUUGAGAUGACGGGGCAAUCCAAGCAGGCUAGCAUUUCCAGUUAACUUGACAUUCACAGGGUAGUUAGCACUUCAACUGAGUCUUUGGAGUGGUGGAUGGGAAGGAAGUAGUAUAUAAGAACUUGGCAAGUGCAUAGGUUUAAGCAUGGAAAGGGAUGGCCUAGAGAAGGACCAAUUAUUGCCCAUGAGCGCUUUAUUGCAGUGACAGGUCAGGUUGGCCAGCCAAGGCAAGGCCAGUCCAGGCGAAGCCAGUUGGUGGUGGAUUUCAAAUGCUGGGGUGAAUAAUUUGGCUUCUUUACUGCCCAUCGGCAAGUUUCAAACUCCUGUCGAUGUUUCCAGGAGUGAAAGGGUUGACGUGGAAUUCUAGACAGGCCUCUCGGGCUGACUGUGCAGACAGAGGCAAUGGUUAGAAGACCCAGCCUGAGCUCAAAUUCCAUCUCUGUCAAUUUGCACGCUGUGACCUUGAGUGUGACAUUUGAUCUGUAUUCUGCAGUGGCCUCUUCUGUAAAUGGGACUGGUGUGAUGUGUAUGUGAGCUCGGCAUGGAAGAUGCUGUCUGACCCAUUGCACUUGGUCAAUAAUGGCCACUGUUAUGGCUGUUGUUUAGCUGUUCUUGAGGAGGAGGAGAUUGGAUGUCUGGGAACCAGUUAUGGGAAACCUUACAAGGGGUGGAGAGGAGAAGAGAAGUCUUUCAAUGCGGCUGAGGUCCCAGCAUGUAGAAAUAAGUUCAAAAAUCUGCAGAGUGGGGUUGACAACAGGAAAGGGUGGGCAGAAAUAAAUAGGGGCCUGGGUUAGAAAAACCAAAAAGUCUGAGAGCAAGGAGCAAUGGGAUUGUGUAAGUGGUAGGUGUCUGGAUAAAUUUCUGAGACAAAGUGCUAGGCUUGCAGUGACUUUUUAUACGUUUCCCAUCUGCAUGUGUGUGCGUGCGUGUGUGUAUGUGUGUGUGUUGGGAUGGAGUGGGGUAGGGGGGCUAUAUAUAUUGAAAGGGACCAGGCUGAGCUGGCCAGUAGAAAAUAUAGAGCUAUUUCACCCCCUCGUUUCCAGCAUAACACACAUUGUCCUCUGAAGUUAUGCGUGUGGGGGCUGAAUAUGAAUCUUUACAGUUCUUUGGGAUUUCAGAUUUUUUUCUGCGGCCAGAUUUGUCACCUACUCAAAACUUAAUGGGCCUUCCACAUUCACCUCCUAUAUCAGAACAUCAGUCAAUAAAAUCUCUUCUAUCCCUAAUUCAA
Messenger RNA from Acinonyx jubatus (cheetah), 8399 nucleotides. It is a transcript of the gene PAMR1, whose product is annotated as peptidase domain containing associated with muscle regeneration 1. The record is from RefSeq and is a predicted model, not a curated record. Gene Ontology annotation, biological process: proteolysis. NCBI's taxonomy places the organism in Eukaryota, Metazoa, Chordata, Mammalia, Carnivora, Felidae. The coding region runs from base 769 to 2811 and encodes 680 amino acids. Gene Ontology annotation, molecular function: serine-type endopeptidase activity; calcium ion binding. The transcript has 11 exons.